AUGUUGACACCCAUCAAUGUUACUUGGCUGAACCUAGUAUGCAUUUCCAGUGUUGCAGUCUAUCUGGUAAAGCAGGUGUUCGCCAAGAAUAAUAAUCGUACACCAUAUCCACCUGGCCCCCGGGGGUGGCCUCUCCUUGGUAACAUCUUAGACAUGCCUCACAUCAAGCCUUGGCUCACAUUUGCUGAGUGGGGCAAGAAGUAUGGUGAUGUCUCGCAUAUCGAGGUUCUGGGGCGGCACAUCAUUGUGCUGAACUCUGUCAAGACUGCAAUGGAAAUGCUGGACAAAAAAAGCACUUUGUACUCUGACCGUCCUGUUCUUCCUAUGGCUGGCGAACUUGUUGGCUGGAAGGACUCUUUGCCUUUCCUCCCUUAUGGUGACCGUUGGCGCCGGUACCGCAAGAACUUUCAUCGCGUCAUUGGUAGCCGCGUUGCAGCGGACGUAUACAACCAGAUUGAGGAGGUCGAGACUCACCGAUUCAUGAAGCGUGUCCUUGCCAAACCCGACCAACUGCAAGAGCAUAUCCGACAGCAUCACUGUUGGCACUUGAAAGAGAACAAUGAUCCCUUCAUUGACCUUGCAGACCGCGCUUUGGCCAAUGUAUCGCAGGCCACAGCUCCCGGUGCCUUUAUGGUUGACAUUUUACCAUUCUUGGCAAAGGUCCCUGCGUGGUUCCCCGGUGCUGGCUUCAAGCGCCUAGCACGUGAAUGGCGCGAGACCCUCGAAGAGAUGGUUUCUGCACCCCACAAGUUCGUCAAGGAUCAAAUGGCUGAUGGCAUCGCCCCUAUGUCUUUCACCUCGAAUCUCUUGGAAGGCUGCGCUUUAUCUGUGGAAGAGGACGAUAUCGUGAAAUGGUCUGUUUUUUCCCUAUACAGUGGUGGUUCCGACACGGCCGUUUCUGCGAUAUACGCACUUUUUCUAGCUAUGACACUUUUCCCUGAUGUGCAGAAGAAAGCUCAGGAUGAAAUUGACGCUGUCGUCGGUCCUGAUCGUCUUCCCUCCUUUGCAGACCGGGACUCCCUCCCCUACACUGAGGCGCUUUUCAAAGAAGUUCUCCGCUGGCAUGCUGUCACUCCUACUGGUUUCCCCCACUGCGUGGCUGAGGACGAUAUCCACGACGGGUAUUAUAUUCCAAAAGGUUCGCUAGUCUUCCCUAAUAUCUGGUUCAUGCUCCACGAUCCGCGGACAUAUGCUAAUCCCUUACAAUUCAACCCUGAACGCUUCUUGGCUAAGGAUGGAAAGGAACCUGAGACAGAGCCUCGCACGAUCUGCUUCGGCUUUGGUAGACGUAUUUGCCCAGGCCUCCAUCUUGCUGAAGCAUCCAUCUGGAUAUCUACUGCAAUGUCACUGGCCGUGUUUGAUAUUUCUAAGGUUGUCGAGAACGGUGUUGAGAUCACCCCUGAGUUUGACCCUUCAUCAGGUGCAGCCAGACACACUCCCAGCCACCUUAAACCCUUCAAGUGCUCUAUAAAGCCUCGCUCUGCAACAGCCCUUGGGCUCAUUCAGCAAGAUGCUGACUACUAA
Molecule: messenger RNA, 1524 nt
Organism: Suillus clintonianus
Lineage: Eukaryota; Fungi; Basidiomycota; Agaricomycetes; Boletales; Suillaceae
Product: cytochrome P450
Exons: 12
Coding region: 1-1524 (507 amino acids)
Molecular function (GO): heme binding; iron ion binding; monooxygenase activity
Source: RefSeq, a predicted model, not a curated record